AUGCAUAGCUUGUCGACGCUUUUACCAUGGGCCGAGCAGGAGAUAACGACGCUGGAGGAGGAAGUCAAGUUUACGGAGGUCAUGGCAGACCUGGUACAAACACAUGCCAAUACUAUUAGUAUACUGGCAAGAGGGUUUUUAGAGGCUAGGAAGUACAUCACCCCCAAGGACGUGACGCGUUUCCUGGACGAGCAUCUACGAGCGCGCAUAGGCACGAGAUUGAUUGCAGAGCAACACCUCUCGCUGCAUUUCUCCAGUCAACCGCAUUGCGAUGUGAUGCACGAUGUAGACGAGAACCCAGGAUAUAUUGGUGUUAUCGAUACUAGGCUCAGGCCCGCGAGGAUUGUAGAUCAUUGCGCAAACGUGGUGGGCGAAAUCUGCGAGCUGAAAUACGGCGUCCGACCGACCAUUGUCAUCAACGGCGAACCCGACUACGAAUUUGCGCAUAUACCUGUUCACCUCGAAUACAUCAUCACUGAACUGCUCAAGAACGCGUUCCGCGCGACAGUAGAGAGUGGCAUGGAGCGCGAACCCAUCGAAGUGACCAUUGCCCCACUUCCGGAACUCGUACCUGAGGAUAGGAGAAGCGAGAACGUAGAAGACGUUCGCAAUAAGAAGAUUGAAAAUGAGGACCAGGGAAAUGUAGACCAAGUCUCGCAGCGCUUCACAGGCAACAACUCGCCUACAUCGCCUCCACCCGACUCGAACAUCCUCCCCCUCAAGCACAGCACGCCGGGAGUAACAAUAAGAAUCCGCGACCGAGGCGGUGGCAUCUCCCCUGACAACCUCUCGCAUAUCUGGGACUACAGCUUCACGACCUUCAACGACGCGCAAGCAACCUCGACCCUCUCAGGUGGUAAUAACUCAGCCAACGGCAUGGAUGCGCUAAACGCUUUUUCAGGAGCAGGCGGUGAUGGAGUGAACAGUCUGGCUGGGCUGGGCUAUGGAUUGCCGCUGGGGAGGGCCUACGCGGAAUACUUUGGUGGGGGUAUUGCGGUACAAAGUCUCUGGGGAUGGGGUACCGAUGUGUACCUUAGUUUGAGAGGUGUGGGGAGGGUAGACACUGUGCAGGAGGCCAAGGAGAGCGCAAGGAGGAAGCAGAAAUGA
This is a messenger RNA of Alternaria arborescens, 1107 nucleotides long. RefSeq lists its product as hypothetical. The record is from RefSeq and is a predicted model, not a curated record. Gene Ontology annotation, molecular function: pyruvate dehydrogenase (acetyl-transferring) kinase activity. The coding region runs from base 1 to 1107 and encodes 368 amino acids. Gene Ontology annotation, biological process: regulation of glucose metabolic process; protein phosphorylation. Gene Ontology annotation, cellular component: mitochondrion. The transcript has a single exon. Lineage: Eukaryota; Fungi; Ascomycota; Dothideomycetes; Pleosporales; Pleosporaceae.